Trypanosoma grayi is the source of this 1650-nucleotide messenger RNA. RefSeq names its product dolichol kinase. The transcript has a single exon. NCBI's taxonomy places the organism in Eukaryota, Euglenozoa, Kinetoplastea, Trypanosomatida, Trypanosomatidae. Gene Ontology annotation, molecular function: dolichol kinase activity. Bases 1 to 1650 code for a protein of 549 amino acids. Gene Ontology annotation, cellular component: endoplasmic reticulum membrane. Gene Ontology annotation, biological process: dolichyl monophosphate biosynthetic process. The record is from RefSeq and is a predicted model, not a curated record.
AUGAUGAUCUACCCCGCCCUUCGGAUAGAGGUGUCGUACUCCUCUACACUCAUCGCGCUGUGGGCACUAAUCCUCGCCGUGCUGUCGUGGAUCGCCAGCUUUCCUAUGCAGGGCUUGAGUAUUCUUUUUCUUUCGAGUGUGGCGCUCACAUCGCCACAUGGUGAGAGCCGGAUGCUUUUUCCGCUACUAUUUCUGGCGGAGCGUUUGCUAGAUGAUGUGAUGUCGCUUGGUCAUGCUCCACUUGAGUUCUAUGCAUCAACGCUCCUGUCGUACUUGACACUAGUCGUUUGCCGAGGUGAGCGGCGUGGGAAUGAGAAUCGGAACAUUUACUUGGAGGCCAUUAUGUACGCAGUGGUAGGUCUUGUGGUGGUGUUCUUCAUCUGCAAGGACUCCGUCAUCUCGGUCGGUGCUGGUGUGUUUGUGCUAGCCGGCUUUGCCUUCUUCCUCGGGUUACGCUCUGUAUUGGGGGAGAAUGAGGCUGUGCUGGUUGGCUCACUGGUGGGUUUCUACAUAUGUGACGUGGUGAUCAACAGCGGUGCGGCUGGGGGUGAGGAGAUCCUGCAUGCCCCAGGCUACUUCACCACGAAGACGCAUAUCGCAAGUCGUGGUGCGGUCCUGUGCGCCAUCUACUUGUCGAUUGUGAUGUACGUCGGCUCCCGCUACUGCAUGGUGCCGCGCGUGAACAAUUCCAAGUCGUCUGAACGGGACAUUAGUGUGCAACGCAUCACAGCGCUUUUCUGGUGCUCGCUAACGAGCAUCGUCGCGGUCGUGCACGCGGCAGUGAGCUUCCAAUUCAAGGAGAAUGCGCUGCUUUGGAUAUGGCAUUAUAUCACAUCGAGUAGCUUUCGUGUGAGAGUUCUGAUGGCGUGGGCAACCGUGAUACCUAUAUCUGUUGUCGCUGUGCAUAAAUUCACUACGAAACUGCGAAGCACGGCGAGACGAAAGCUGUUCCACUUCCUCGCUGUUGUUGCCUUUACACCAGUUGCGCUAGUAGACCCGCAGUUCCUCUCACUUGCGCUUUCUGUAGCGACCAGUCUCAGUGUUAUUGUGGAACUUGCGCGUUCCUACAGGGUGUGUGGCUCCCACACCGUCGACGCGUUCAUUGCCAGUCAUAUUGACGGCCGUGAGACGAUUAACGGUGCGGUGCGCACACAUAUAUACCUCAUCUACGGGCUUGGACUUUCAAUGAUGCUGCGCUAUCGCCACGAGCAGCCAAAGACCGUGAUGCAGUUGCCCCGUGAAAUGGGGCUUUCGCUCAAUAUCAUUCCUGGAAUUGUGUCGUUGGGUGUUGUGGACGCGUGUGCUGGCAUCGUCGGCAGCACAUUUCUAAUCCCAUACAGACGAGCCUUGGGACGUUAUUUGAACAAUAAGUUCUACACGGAAAGGGCUAAUGCUUCCAUCACACACAAAACGACGACAGGAACAGCCGCUGGGUUGUUGUGUGGUGCAUCUUUUUGGCUCUUCAUUCUCCUGAUUACUCAAGCUGUUGUGGAGAGAGCUGCAGCAUACACUUACUUCCUAAUUCUUCUGUGUAGCGUGACGGAAUGCUUUAUGGAUGGCAUAGACAACCUACAGCUUCCUCUAGUGGUGGAUGGGGUGGCUCAGACGCUAUUUGUCAUACUUAUUCGCAGCUCUAACCUGUGGAAGUAG